Cynoglossus semilaevis (tongue sole) is the source of this 1827-nucleotide messenger RNA. RefSeq names its product phosphatase, orphan 2 (gene phospho2). NCBI's taxonomy places the organism in Eukaryota, Metazoa, Chordata, Actinopteri, Pleuronectiformes, Cynoglossidae. Bases 259 to 987 code for a protein of 242 amino acids. Gene Ontology annotation, molecular function: phosphatase activity. The transcript is spliced from 4 exons. The record is from RefSeq and is a predicted model, not a curated record.
CAUGCAUAUUCGCAUAAAAAACAAUUUAACGUCGUAAUAAGCCGCUAUGGCAGUCUGGUGUGGACGGCUUUGGGUAAACACUUAUUUUUGUGGUUUCUGCUAUGUAGUGGUUGUCAGGCGUAAUAGCGCUUUUACGAUUAUGCACACAGAGAAUCAGCCAACAGAUGGCGGUAUAUUUUUUUACACUUUGUAACAAGAAUUGGAGCGACGAAGAAGAAAACGAGGAAGCUGGACUGUGGAUUCAGUCAGAGGUGAAAAAUGAAGACUCUGAUGGUGUUUGAUUUUGACCACACUGUGGUGGACGACAACAGCGAUACCUGGGUGGUCAGGUGCCUCCCAGACCAGGGCCUACCUGACUCUGUGAAGAACUCCUACAAGAAAGGUCAGUGGACGGAGUUCAUGGGCAGAGUGAUGACCUACAUCGGUGAGCAGGAAGUGAAGCCAGACACAGUCAGGAGCAUCAUGGAGACCAUACCGUUCACUGCUGGAAUGACAGAGCUGCUGAAAUUCAUAUCAGAAAACAAAAGCAGCAUCGACUGCAUCAUCAUCUCCGACUCUAACACCAUGUUCAUAGACUGGAUCCUCCGAGCAGCCGGGCUCCACAAGGCUGUGGACCAGGUCUUCACCAACCCGGCCAAGUUCAACGAGCAGGGCUACAUGGAGGUGCAGAGGCACCACUCGCACAAAUGCCAUCAAUGUCCAGUCAACCUCUGCAAAAAAAAGGUCCUGGAGCUCUACCUGUCAGAGUGCUCUGACGGAGGUGUGGAGUAUCACAGGAUAUUUUACGUUGGAGACGGCGGCAACGACCUCUGCCCUACUUCCUGUCUGAGGCAGCAUGAUGUUGUGAUGCCCAGGAAGGGCUACACCCUGGAGAAACUGCUGGUCAAACUCAGAGGUCGGGAAGACGACGCUGCUCACAGAGCUCGAGUCGUUGCCUGGAACAGUGGCACUGAAAUCCUGCAGGAACUGAAAGCCGUCUUGUUGUAGUCCUGGUCACUAUGGUAACCUGGUAACACAACAAUCGGUCGACUACUGAAAUCUGAUUGUAUUGUUGCUGCGAUGCAUCAUUUUAUUAUAUUUAAAUUUGCAUACGUUUUGAUUGUGUUUUUGUUAAUGCACAUGUGUGUGUUUGUGUGUGUGUCUGGUCUUCCUGAAGUGAAACCUGAAGUGAAACCAAAUAACUUCAUAUUUUUUUGAACCAGUUGUUCCAAAAGUGGGGUAAGGUGGCGCUCUAGAAGCAACAACAGGUAGCUCAGCGAAAAAAAAAGUAAUUAUUGUAUCCUGUGAGAAACAAUGAGGAAAUUAAUUUAUUAGUAAUUGCAUUUCCUUUGUUCAAUUAAGUAGUAGUUUAAUAAAAUGUAGUUUUUACGUUUUUGAGGCCAUUGCUGUAACUCUGUAUUUACAAAAGGGGGCGCUGCAGGACACGUUUAAGCAGUGUUGUGACCAGAGACUCUUUACAUGAGCACAAAUAUAAACAACACCCUUAACCGAUGACUCUGAUUGUACAUGGGUAUCUGCCACCAUGUGGCCGUCUUACUCACUGACACCAAAAUUUAAAGGUUUGUAAUGUGGAUAUUUUUUUAAUAACCUAUUAAAUCAACCUCUGGUCUUCACAUUUACUGUGUGAAUCAUUUCCAGUCAUUUGUGCUGUGUCCUCCUUGUUGAGUGUUUUGGUUUUUGGACGCUGCCCUUGCCCCAUGACUGCUUGGAUAUACUGUAUAUGACUCUAGCUCCCCCAUGUGACCACCCAUGAAAAUGACACGUGCUUAAUUUACCCUCCUUGUAAAAAGCUGAUGUUUACAUUUCCUUAAACAUGAGAAAUGGUUU